UCCUCCUCCUCCUCCUCCUCAUCCUCGCUGUCUCCCGCAGAGUCCCGGUUCCACCAUGUCUCUGGCGUUCUGCGGGAAUGAGAACAACUCGGCGGCCUACAACGUGGACGGAGGCGUCCUGAACAACGGCUGCUUCCUCGAUGCUCUCAACGUGGUCCCGCACGUCUUCCUCCUCUUCAUCACCUUCCCCAUUCUCUUCAUCGGUUGGGGCAGCCAGAGCUCCAAGGUGCACAUCCACCACAGCACCUGGCUGCACUUCCCAGGACACAACCUGCGCUGGCUCCUCACCUUCGUCCUGCUCUUCGUCCUGGUCUGCGAGAUCGCCGAGGGCAUCGUCUCUGAUGGGUUCAGCCAGUCCUUCCACCUCCACCUGUACAUGCCUGCAGCUCUGGGCUUCAUGGCGGGCAUCACCUCCAUCGUCUACUAUCACAACAUUGAGACCUCCAACUUCCCCAAACUGCUGAUGGCCCUGCUCAUCUACUGGGUGCUCGCCUUCACCAUGAAGACCAUCAAGUUCGCCAAGUACACCGAGCACGGCAUCGGCCUGCGGCAGCUCCGCUACUGCAUCACGGGGCUGCUGGUGCUGCUCUAUGGCCUUCUGCUGGCUGUGGAGAUCAACGUCAUCCUGGGCAGGCGCUACAUGUGUUUCGCCACUCCCACGGAGGUGAAGCCUCCCGAAGACCUUCAGGACCUCGGGGUUCGAUUCCUGCAGCCCUUCGUCAACCUGUUGUCCAAAUCCACCUACUGGUGGAUGAACAAGUUCAUCACUUCUGCUCACAAGAGGCCCAUCGACCUGAAAGUCAUCGGAAAACUUCCCAUCGCCAUGAGAGCGCUCACAAACUACAUCAAGCUUCGCAAAGAGUUUGAAGAUCAGAAGAGGCCUCUGGGUGCAGCCCCCCCUGGUCCAAAGUGGAUCUGGCAGGCCUUGAGGAAGGCCUUCGGCCGGCCGCUCAUCCUCAGCAUCAUGUUCCGGGUCCUGGCUGACCUGCUGGGCUUCGUUGGGCCGCUCUGCAUCUCGGGGAUCGUGCACCACAUCAGCAAAGACAAUCGGACCAUCCAGCAGCCGAUGAAGCUGCUCGGCAUCUACUUCAUCUCCUCCAAAGAGUUCCUGGAGAACGCCUAUGUGCUGGCUGUGCUGCUGUUCUUCGCUCUGCUGCUGCAGAGAACCUUCCUCCAGGCCUCCUACUACGCCGCCAUAGAAACGGGCAUCAACCUGCGUGGAGCCAUCCAGACAAAAAUCUACAACAAGAUCAUGCGCAUGUGCACGUCCAACAUGUCCAUGGGAGAGCUGACCGUUGCCCAGAUCUGCAACCUGGUUGCCAUAGAUACCAACCAGCUCAUGUGGUUCUUCUUCCUCUGUCCUAACCUGUGGGCCAUGCCGAUUCAGAUCAUCGUGGGGGUGAUCCUGCUCUACUACCUCCUGGGAAUCAGUGCCUUGAUCGGAGCGACCGUCAUCGCUGUGUUGGCACCGGUUCAGUAUUUCGUGGCCACGAAACUGUCCCAGACUCAGAAGAGCACUCUGGAAUACUCCAGCGAGCGGCUGAAGAAGACCAACGAGCUUCUGCGCGGCAUCAAGCUGCUGAAGCUGUACGCCUGGGAGAACAUCUUCCGUGACAGUGUGGAGGAGACCAGAGGCAAAGAGCUCAGCAGCCUGAAGGCCUUCGCUCUGUACACGUCCAUAUCCAUCUUCAUGAAUGCCGCCAUCCCCAUAGCGGCCGUGCUGACGACGUUCGUGAUGCACGUCCACAUCUCCGAGGACGCCGACCUGUCUCCGGCCGUGGCCUUCGCCUCUUUGUCCCUCUUCCACAUCCUGGUCACGCCCCUCUUCCUGCUGUCCAGCGUGGUGCGCUCCACUGUCAAAGCUCUCGUUAGUGUCCAGAAGCUCAGCGAGUUUUUCUCCUGUGAUGAGAUUGGAGAUGAGCACGAGCCCAAAGCCACGCUGACCUCUGGCUGCAGCAACCACAACCAGAACAAGUACCAGGCGGUGUCCUCCUCUGAAAGUCUCCCUUCGUCCUCCUUUCUGUCCCGCUGCCUGCAGCCCCUGAAGGUGGUGAACAGGAAGCGCCCGGCGAGGGACGACUGGAACAACUUCAGCUCUCGGGGGGACCAGGAGGCCGACGGGGUCUCCCAGGACCUGGACCAGGACAUCUGUAUAAAGAUAACUGCUGGUUAUUUCACCUGGACCGACGGACCGGCGACUCUUUCCAAUGUGGACAUCAAGGUUCCCUUCGGUAAGCUGACCAUGAUCGUGGGACAGGUGGGCUGCGGGAAGUCCUCUCUGCUGCUGGCGGCUCUGGGGGAGAUGCAGAGAGUGUCUGGGACGGUCACCUGGAACAGCUUUCCGAGUCCGGAGUCCCAAGGAGAUGAGAGCCCCACCGCCGACAGAGAUGCAGCAGGUGACGGCGACAUCAGGAAGAGAGGGCCUGUGGCCUACGCUUCCCAGAAGCCCUGGCUGCUGAACGCCACCAUAGUGGAGAACGUCACCUUUGAGAUGCCCAUGAUCAAGUCCAGGUACAAAGCCGUGAUCGAGGCCUGCUCUCUGCAGCCCGACAUCGACAUCCUUCCACAGGGGGACCAAACGGAGAUCGGGGAGCGGGGCAUCAUCCUGUCCGGAGGUCAGAAGCAGAGGAUCAGUGUGGCAAGGGCGCUGUACCAGCAGACCAACGUGGUGUUUCUGGACGACCCGUUUUCUGCUCUAGACAUCCACCUGAGCGACCAUCUGAUGCAGGACGGCAUCCUGAAGAUGCUGAGGGAGGAGAAGAGGACGGUGGUUCUGGUCACACACAAACUUCAGUACCUGCCGCAUGCAGACUGGAUCAUCGCCAUGAAAGAAGGAACAAUCCAGACGGAGGGGACGCUGAAGGACAUCCAGAAGUCGGAACCGGAACUCUUCGAGCAGUGGAAGACGCUGAUGCACAGGCAGGACCAGGAGUUCCAGACGGAGACGGUGGCGCAGACCAUGACGGAUCUGGAGAGGAAAAACCUGCGGAGGGCCAUGUACUCCAGAGAGGCGGCCAAAACGGAGGACGACGAGGAAGGGGCCGCCCUGCUGCUCCAUCCAACAGAAGACUCCGUGGAGAGCGAGGACGACGACAACCUGUCCCAGGUGAUGCGUCAGCGAGCCACCAUCCCCUGGCGCUCCUGCGGCGCCUACCUGUCCUCGGCCGGGCUGCUGCUGCUGUCGCUGCUGCUGCUCUCACAGCUGCUCAAACACUCGCUCAUGGUCGCCAUCGACUACUGGCUGGCCCGCUGGACCUCCCACGUCAUCUCGGCCAAGGCGGACGGCUCGCCUCGCAACUGCUCUGCGGCUCAGGACUGCAGCUUCAGCCACUCCUGGUACCUGUCCGUCUUCAGCGUGCUCUGCUGCCUCGGCAUCAUCCUCUGUCUCGCCACCUCCGUGGCCGUGGAGUGGACGGGCCUCAAGGCGGCCAAGGAGCUCCACCACGGCCUGCUCAACAAGAUCAUCCUGGCGCCCAUGAGGCUCUUCGAGACGACUCCGCUCGGCAGCAUCCUCAACCGCUUCUCCACCGACACCAACACCAUCGACCAGCACAUCCCCACCACGCUGGAGUGCCUCUCCCGCUCCACGCUGCUGUGCGUCUCCGCCCUGGGCGUCAUCUCCUACGUGACGCCCGUCUUCCUGGUGGCCCUCCUGCCGCUGGCCGUCACCUGCUACUUCAUCCAGAAAUACUUCCGCAUGGCGUCCAGGGACCUGCAGCAGCUGGAGGACAGCACCCAACUGCCCCUGCUGUCCCACUUCUCAGAGACAGUGGAAGGACUCACCACAAUAAGAGCCCUCAGGUACGAGCCGCGCUUCAGGCAGAGGCUGCUGCAGUUCACGGACGCCAACAACAUCGCCUCGCUCUUCCUCACGGCGGCCAACCGCUGGCUGGAGGUCCGCAUGGAGUACAUCGGGGCGUGUGUGGUCUUGGUGGCAGCUGUGGCCUCCAUCAGCAACUCCCUUUAUAACCAGUUGUCCCCUGGGCUGGUGGGGCUCGGCCUGACGUACGCGCUCAUGGUGUCCAACUACAUGAACUGGAUGGUGCGAAACUUGGCAGACAUGGAGGUGCAGCUUGGCGCCGUCAAGAGGAUUAAUGGUCUCCUCAGAACUGAAGCUGAGAAUUACGAGGGGCUCCUCACUGUGUCUCAGGUGCCGGACGGCUGGCCCCGCCACGGAGAGAUCAAGAUCCAGAACCUGAGCGUCCGGUACGACGCCUCGCUGAAGCCCGUGCUCAAAAACGUCAAUGCGCACGUCAGCCCGGGACAGAAGGUGGGGAUCUGCGGCCGCACCGGGAGCGGCAAGUCCUCCUUCUCGCUGGCGUUCUUCCGCAUGGUGGACAUGUUCGAGGGGAGGAUCGUCAUCGACAACAUCGACAUCUCCAAGCUGCCCCUGCAGACACUCAGGUCCCGGCUGUCCAUCAUCCUCCAGGACCCUAUCCUGUUCAGCGGGACCAUCCGGUUCAACCUGGACCCGGAGAUGAAGGCGACCGAUGAGAUGCUGUGGGAAGCUCUGGAGAUCGCGCAGCUGAAGUCGGUGGUGAAAACGCUGCCGGGAGGUUUAGACGCCGUGGUGACGGAGGGCGGCGAGAACUUCAGCCAGGGCCAGCGGCAGCUCUUCUGUUUGGCCCGAGCCUUCGUGAGGAAGAGCAGCAUCCUCAUCAUGGACGAGGCCACGGCCUCCAUCGACAUGGCGACGGAGAGCAUCCUGCAGAAGGUGGUGAUGACCGCGUUUGCCGAGCGGACGGUGGUGACCAUCGCACAUCGUGUCCACACCAUCCUGAACGCCGACCUGGUGAUUGUGAUGAAGCGGGGGAUCAUCCUGGAGCACGACACUCCCCAGGCCCUGCUGGACAGGGAGGACAGCGUCUUCGCCUCCUUUGUGCGUGCAGAUAAGUAGCACCUGCAGAGGGGGAGGAGGAGGAGGAGCACGAGAGGAAGACAUUCAAAGUGCAAUUGUCCCGUGGAAUAUACAUUUUUUUACUCAUGUGUAUAUUUGUACAUAAAAUUAUUACUGCUUUGGUAAUAAAACGUGAAUGAUCUCA
This is a messenger RNA of Oryzias melastigma (Indian medaka), 5042 nucleotides long. It is a transcript of the gene abcc8, whose product is annotated as ATP-binding cassette, sub-family C (CFTR/MRP), member 8. Gene Ontology annotation, molecular function: ATP hydrolysis activity; sulfonylurea receptor activity; ATP binding. Gene Ontology annotation, cellular component: membrane. The record is from RefSeq and is a predicted model, not a curated record. Gene Ontology annotation, biological process: potassium ion transport; transmembrane transport. NCBI's taxonomy places the organism in Eukaryota, Metazoa, Chordata, Actinopteri, Beloniformes, Adrianichthyidae.